UUGUACAAUGUUCUCUCUUAAGGAAUGUGAUGCCAUUGGUUUUGAUAUGGACCAUACCUUAUGUAGGUAUGUGUUGUCCACCCAGAUCGAGCUGGGCCAUCAAGCUCUGGCCCAAUAUCUUGUUAAAGAGAAAAAAUACCCAAAACGCCUAGCAGAUCCAGUUUUAGACGACCCUAAUCUGGUUUAUUGUGGUGGCUUGCUGUUUGAUGGGCAGCAUAAGGCUUUGGUUAAAAUGGAUGAAAAUGGAAAAGUGGAGAAGGCGGCGUUUGGUACAGAAAUGAUAAGUGAUAGUGAAAUUUCGAAGCUGUAUUCAAGCGAUAUGUACUGCAGUCAUUACUCCAAGGUAUUGUCAGGCACUCUGAGUGAAAAAGGUGUUUAUCAUCUCCAUGAUAAUAACUUUGAUAUGACUUUAACUGUUUUGCUUUCUCGAAUGAUGGAAAUUGCUGAGAAGCAAAAUAAUGAAACCAAAUUGAAUGUUUUUGCUGAUUUUUAUGAAGGGAUUUCACAUGCGUGGGACGCUGCAUCAUUUUCUGGAGGAAACAGCAUGUUUUUUGAAGAGUUAAAAUCCAAUCCUGGAAAAUACCUUCACAAAUGCCCUGAUGUAGUUAAGACUUGGCUGAAGGCUUUAAAGGCAGAAGGAAAGGUUUUAUUCCUGCUAACGUCUUCGCAUUGCGAUUUUGCAAAGCAUGUAAUGGAUUACUGCUUUGAAGAUGACUGGCGGAGCUAUUUUGAUGUGGUUAUUUCAAAGGCAAAAAAGCCAAGAUUUUUUAACGAGCAAUUCCCCUUUAAAGUGGUCGACCCAGAUCAUGUAUGUGAGCUAGCUACAGAAGCUUUAGAAUUAGAGCUAAACGGUUGGUACUCUGAAGGCAGCAGUCAUGUCCUGCAUGAGCAUUUAAAGAAGUGGUCUGGAAAGGAAUCUGCGAAAGUGGUUUACUUUGGUGACAGUGUUAAGAGUGAUAUUGUUCCUGCUAAACAGAAGUGUGAUUGGGAGGCAGUGUAUAUUAUGGAUGCUUUACGUGCAGAAAAAGGGGCUUUAAACCCACUGAGUGGCCAUGAAAAAAGCCUCCUUUUCAGUGAAGGUUUUGGCCCUUUGUUAAAGUCCACCAAUGGUACUGGUACUUGUAACUCAUUUUUCUGUAAGCUUAUUGAAAAGUAUGCUACUAUUGCAAUGCCUUCUGUGGAAUAUAUGGCCAGUCUCCCCAUUGACUUCCAGUACAGUAGAUUAGGUAAUGGAAAUGGCUACUAUCCUGGCAAACCAAAUAACAUGUGAUUGCUAUAGUACUAAUUAAUGUAAUCCUACCUGUACCGCUUUAAAUUUAAGUUCAAUUUAUUAUAUUAAUAUGGAGUUGUUUUUAUUUGACAUACAUUACUUGUGUGAUCAGUGCAAUUGCGAUUAUUAUUAGUCCGUCCAAAGUCCAUGUAUGCUUUUUUUGUGUAUAAUACCAGACGUUUGUUAAUAUUUAAAAAAAUAUACAUGCUCUAAUUAAACCAUAGGUCAGUGCUAUGUAGCUUAAAACAGAACUACAGAUUACAAGAGAGCUGAGCUGUAAUAAACGAGCACAUACUGUGCUAUUUUACC
Molecule: messenger RNA, 1579 nt
Organism: Ciona intestinalis (vase tunicate)
Lineage: Eukaryota; Metazoa; Chordata; Ascidiacea; Phlebobranchia; Cionidae
Product: 5'-nucleotidase domain-containing protein 1-like
Molecular function (GO): 5'-nucleotidase activity
Source: RefSeq, a predicted model, not a curated record